CAACAUAGCAUAGCACAGCGACUGUGCCAUCGAUUGUUUUGCAGCUCUUCGGACUGUGGACACGAAUAUAUGCGGAAUUAACAAAUAAACAUGCGUGUAUACAUACAUACGGUUGAAAAAGUUGAUACAUAGUGCAAAACUAAAUUAAAACGCCCACGCAUUACUCAUGAAGCACAUCAACUGUCUUCGGGCGUCGCGUACCAAUGUGCAUGAAAUCUUGUACUUGAGUAUAGAGAAUUUUCAAGUGUGUGCGUGAAGUAGAAGCAGCAGCAGCCGUUUGUCUGCCUAUAAAAAAAAUCACACAGAAAAAAAACCGUAUUGCAAAAAAUUGUGACCCAAUGUUGUCUUGAGUGCGUGCGGGCGUGUGCGUGUGUAUGUACAUAUGUGCACAAGGAGGCACAGCUUCGGGUAGGUUGAAUCAGUACCCAUACCCCAAACCAACAUCAGAGAAUGCGUGCCGAAAUGGAGCAACAACAGCGCAACGCAUCGUCGUCAGAAUCCGCGAUGGUGACGACAACAUCGUCGACUUUGUCGGAGAGUAACCUCGUCAUCAUACAGGAUAUGAUUGAUCUUUCGGCCAACCAUUUGGAGGGUUUGCGCACUCAGUGUGCCACAAGCGCUACAUUAACGCAGCAGGAGAUACGUGCUCUGGAAUCUAAACUGGUGCGCUAUUUUUCCGAGUUGUUACUCGCCAAGUUGCGUCUAAAUGAACGCAUCCCAGCUAAUGGUCUACUGCCCCACACAACGGGCAAUGACCUAAAGCAAUGGCUCCGCGUCGUGGGGCUCAGCCAGGAGUCGCUCAAUGCAUGUGCGGAGCAUCUGUCGACGUUGGAGCAAUUGCUCACUCAAAACGAUGAGGAGCUGAAGCAACUGCUCUCACAGAAUCCCAACUAUCGGGAUGAGGAAUUGCGCCGACUGACCAAAGCCAUGCAAAAUCUGCGCAAAUGCAUGGAAACGCUUGAGAACGGAUCGGGGGCCACUGCCAGUGAUAUGGAACAAUGGCAUUGGGAUUCCUGGGAUCGACCACAUCACGUUCAUCGGGGAAGCAUUGGCAAUAUUGGACUGAGCACUGCAUCACCAAGGGCGCACCAUCGACAGCAUGGUCAGAAACCCAAAACUGGCAGUAAUUCUACCAAUACCUCAACAACAGUGGUAAAUGCAUCAACAACGAGUCGAAGUGGCCGGCAAUCGCCAACAACUAUGAGUGAGCAACAAUCACGUACAGAAGAUAUGAGCAUGCAAGGCUCUCAAUUAACCUUGACCCUAACACCCUCACCGCCGAAUUCACCAUUUACACCCUCAAGUGGAGGCAUGAGCAGCUUAAAUGGCACUCCGCAGCGGAGUAAAGCGGCAGGAGUAGCAGUGGUUGGUACACCUCCACCCGCCAAGAAGCAUCAAACACUGUUUACACAUAAUGCGACACCCACUCAUGUAGCUGCACUCAAUCCUGACUACAAUGUCUCAGUAAAUACUGAGAACAACACAUUGCCACGUAGUCGGCUUCCAACAGAUCCUAGUCCGGAUAGUCAUAGCUCCGCCAGCUCAGAUAUUUUAGUCGAUCCGAAUGCCACUGCCAUCCUCACCAGUGUCCUAAUGGUGCCCUGUUCCCCAGGCGUUGGACAUGUAGGCAUGGGUCACGCCAUCAAGCAUCGUUUUACCAAAGCCAUCGGAUUUAUUUCCACAUGCAAUUUAUGCCAGAAACAGGUCUUUAGUCGUUGCCUCAAGUGCACCGACUGCAAGUAUUUAUGCCACAAGGGCUGUGAGCCUCACGUGCCGCCCUCAUGUGGACUGCCGCGCGAAUAUGUUGAUGAGUUUCGGCAUAUCAAGGAGCAAGUCGGAUUUUCUACGUUACCGCACACUAACACCCACAACUCACAUAGCAAGGGAUCGCCACUGGCGAACUAUCGGAGCAUGUUGGGCAAACCAUUGCAGCAACACGGUGACAGCAGUUCACCCAGUUCUAGUUGCACCAGUUCCACUCCGAGCAGUCCAGCCCUCUUUAACCACCACCAGCAGCAACAACAACAACAUCAACUGCAGCAUGCAGGCAGCUACGGCGGCUCCUCAGCUGGCGGCAGCAGCUCCAGUGCCAAUUUGUUGCCCACACCCUCCGCCUAUCAGCAUAAACAUCAACAGAGUCAAUUUAAUUUCCCUAACGUGACGAUUACAAGUUCCGGCGCAAAUGCAGCCAGCAAUGCGGGUGAAACAGGAGGCGUUAGUACGCUAACAUUACUCUCAAAUGAGCCGUCGGAGUCAGUGGAUAGUGGUAUUACAAUGUCCUCCAGCAAUGGCAACAACAACAACGUCAGUAUCAGCAGCAACAGUAGCAACCACAACCACAUUAAUGCGAUAACCAGUAGUCAAAUGUCUAACCAGUCGAGUGUAUCCUCGAGCAUCACUACAACCACCUCCUACACAGCCAGCAUUGCCAAUACGGGCACCAGCAAGUUCUUCCCACGCAAACUGAGCACUGCUGGUGUGGAUAAACGUACGCCUUUCACGAGCGAAUAUACGGACACACACAAAUCUAACGAUAGCGACAAGACGGUAUCGUUAUCGGGCAGCGCCAGCACAGAUUCAGAUCGCACACCCGUACGCUUGGAUUCCACCGAGGAUGGUGACUCAGGUCAAUGGCGGCAGAAUUCAAUAUCACUAAAAGAAUGGGAUAUACCCUAUGGCGAUUUACGGCUACUUGAGCAAAUCGGUCAAGGACGAUUUGGCACCGUACAUCGGGCGCUCUGGCACGGUGAUGUGGCUGUUAAGCUGCUCAAUGAGGACUAUCUGCAAGAUGAGCAUAUGCUGGAAACUUUCAAGAACGAGGUUGCCAAUUUCAAGAAGACACGGCAUGAGAAUCUGGUAUUAUUUAUGGGCGCUUGCAUGAAUCCCCCGUACUUAGCGAUUGUGACGUCACUGUGCAAGGGUAACACCCUAUACACAUAUAUCCAUCAGCGUCGCGAGAAAUUCGCAAUGAAUCGAACACUCCUAAUUGCCCAACAGAUAGCACAGGGCAUGGGCUAUUUACAUGCCCGCGACAUUAUACAUAAGGAUCUGCGUACGAAGAACAUUUUCCUCGAGAAUGGCAAAGUGAUCAUCACUGAUUUUGGGCUGUUCAGCUCGACGAAGUUACUGUACUGUGAUAUAGGGUUAGGAAUACCACACAAUUGGUUGUGCUAUUUGGCACCGGAGCUAAUAAGAAAACUAAUGCCCCGUAAGCCGACUGGCGAAUGUUUGGAAUUUACAACCGCUUCGGACGUCUAUUCAUUCGGCACUGUGUGGUACGAGCUGAUAUGUGGAGAGUUUACUUUCAAGGAUCAGCCGGCAGAAUCGAUUAUAUGGCAAGUGGGACGUGGCAUGAAACAAUCGUUGGCCAAUUUGCAAUCGGGUCGUGAUGUCAAGGAUUUAUUAAUGCUGUGCUGGACCUUUGACAAGAAGAAUAGACCGGAAUUCGCAAAACUACUCACACUUCUAGAGCACUUGCCAAAGAAACGUUUGGCACGCAGUCCCUCGCAUCCUGUAAAUCUGUCUCGUUCGGCAGAGUCCGUAUUUUGAGUUGCUUACAACAGUUUGGUACUAAUUCGGUGUUCCGAGAUGCCCCGAGAAAUUAGCAGCACAUACAGUAAUUCAUUGUAAGCAACCAUUGUUAGUAAUCCUAGUACAAUUCUAUAAUAAUGUUUGUUUUAAAUCUAAGUACUGCUUGUAUACAUACAUAUGUAACUUAAUCGUUGUACGUGUAAAUGUCAAAACACUGUCAAAAUGGCAAAGGUCACGCACUCUGCUGACUCUCUGACUCUGUGGCCACUUCCUGAACAACUACGACUCUCAAAGCAAAGUUCAAAUGUGCAUGUGUUAAAAAAAAUAAUUAAGAACAAUAAAAUUGUAAAUACAUAAACUACUUACUUAUUAUAUACAGGAUACAUAUGAAAGUAAAUUCAACAAUUAUAGCAACUGAGUGUAUGCAUGUAGUAUGUUCUAAAAGAGAUUUUAAACUUUAAUGUAUUCAAUAUGCAAGCUAAAAGGAAAUUGUAUGAAACAAACGAACACAAAAAACAAAUGUUAACUUUCUAAAAGACAACGUUUAAAUGUUAAAUUAAAAUAUUAUAUUGAAAAUGCAAAUUACGAAGAAAGAGUAAAACAUAGUUAUUUAAAAGCAAGCACUGUGGCAACUCUAAACGUAAACGUAAAUCAGGUGAGCAAUUUUAAAAUUGUUAAUUAUGUGUAAGCAAAGCUCUAUCCAUAUAUAUAUAAAUAUGUAUUUGAAAGAAUAUGCAUCUAAUAUAUACAUAAUGUAUUGUGAAGCGUAUAUAGAGAAGGAUAAAAUGUCAAAUAAAAUAUCACUUAAACCAAA
Molecule: messenger RNA, 4345 nt
Organism: Scaptodrosophila lebanonensis
Lineage: Eukaryota; Metazoa; Arthropoda; Insecta; Diptera; Drosophilidae
Gene: ksr
Product: kinase suppressor of Ras 1
Exons: 1
Coding region: 451-3549 (1032 amino acids)
Biological process (GO): protein phosphorylation
Molecular function (GO): ATP binding; protein kinase activity
Source: RefSeq, a predicted model, not a curated record